GGCUGGAUUUCGACGAUCGGUCGACGGCUCGGGACAACAGUCAGUCGUUUGGUGGCUGCCGAGUUGACCGGGUGUCGUUCAGCUAGACCAGAGAGCCGCGCCUGCCGGUUCUGACCCUCUCCCUCUCUUUCUUUUCUUCGAAGUAACCUUCGUUUCUCGUCUGUGUCUACUAUACACGUUGUUCACACGCGCCUGUCCGUUUUAUCCUCUUCAAUUUUUCUUUUUCUCCCUCUGUUUCUCUACGAGAGUAUACAGUGUUCGCCCGAAGGGACCAUGAAGGGUGCCACGACCACCGUAACCAGUCUUCUUAUUUUGCUCGCAGCGAUCCAAGCUGCCAUGUGCGAUGUAUCCACAGACCCGAAGAGUUUCUUUCCCAUCGAUAACAACCUGACAAAAAUCGUAUGGGCCCAUGCCGUGAACAGCCAGGCUGAACUCGCGCAGGCACUUGAAUCAGCCGAUAUCAUGAUGUUGGAGGCUGACGUGGUGAUGGGAAAAAUGAAAAAUAACACAAACAGCAGUCAGUUGAUUCCAAUAAUGGCUCAUCCACCAGCCAACGUUAGCGAUCUGUCGCUGGAUGACUUCCUCAAGACCGUGAUUGAAAAGAAGAACGCGACCAAGGGCAUCAAGUUAGACUUCAAGACCAUCGAGGCCUUCAACGCGAGCAAAGCUAUCCUGGAUACUGUUCGCAAUAACUUGAAGUUCCCCGUGUUCAUUAACGCGGAUAUAAUUGCUGGACCGGUAAACGCAACUACUGUCCCAGUGGAUGCCAAGUCGUUCCUUUCUUUAGCAAAAACGAUCGGUAACUGUACACUGUCCAUUGGUUGGACUACCAGGUACGGAGAGAAGGACACGAUCACCGAUGGUUGGUACACCGAAGAGCAAGUGCAGAAAAUGAUCGACGUUCUGAAAGAACAGAAUCCAACUCAGCCGAUAACUUAUCCCGUAAGAGCCGGUCCAGCCGCGAACAACAUCACCGUGAUCAAAUAUCUGAUGGAGAAGAGUGCCAACAUCAGCAACGACGUAACCUUGACCGUUUGGUCGAGCGAGGGCGACGCGGUGAACGCCAAACAGUUAUCCACCCUGAUCAAGGACAUCGGUGUCGAUAAAGUGUACGUAGAUGUACCUGAGGAUUUGAUGAAGAACCUCAAUUUCUCGGCAGCGUCCAGGAUCGGCAUCGCCUCGAUGACGAUCGCGGCAUCCUUCGUCACCCUCUUCGUCUCGACGGUCAUGUGAAAAGCUUCAAUCGUAUUUUCGUAAACGUUGACGACGCAAGACAGAGAGAGUGCGAGAGAGUGGAGAUCGAUGGGAUGAGAUUAAAAUUUAAAAAAAAAAAAAAAAAAUAAAAGAAUAGAAAAAGCAUUCUCAAUGUGUAACGAUCGUCUCGAUCGGAUCUUCUCGCUAGUGUCACGAUCAUGAUCGAUGUACUUUUUAGCGUGUAAGCUUAUUCGCAAAAGUUUUUUCUAAGUAUUUUAAGGGAGCUUUCUUAGGAUACGAUUCCUCGCGCCUGACGGAGGAGCCUGCUUUACACUUGGACCAUGUAUGUAUUAUUUUUUUUUUCAAUUCUCAAAGACAGCUACCUAUGUGUAUUUUUUUUGUGUUUUUUUUUUUUUUUUUUUUUUGGAAUCGAACGAUUCGGUACGAUUAACCUCCGUCAGUUCGAUUUUGAACUCGAGUAUGAUAAAAUAGAGUAAGAUAUAACAUACUAUUAAAACGAAACGAACUCUUCGAUAGAUCGAUGUUAACGCGUUACCGUCACCGCGUUAUCAAAUUUGAUGCAGCUUUGUUGUAAAUUUUAAAUAUCUCAAAAACGUAGAAAUACGGAAGAGAACGGUGACGUGUUUAAAAUUCAUCGAUCGUUCGACUUGGAAUUUACUAAAACAAUUUACUUAUAUAUUUUCAUGUAUACUUUAAUGCUAGAACAACCGCCGUUCGACAUAUAUACAUUUCUGAAUUGAAAAUAAAUAAACAGUGAAUGUGAAAUAAGUUGGUACACGCAAUGAUCCCUUAUCUCGACAAAAGCAGUUUAAUUUUGCAGAAGAAAUCGGAAAUGUAUGAUUGCGACAGGCUAGGUUGUUCUAGCGUUAAAAUAUGGAUUGUUUGAUAGUUGCAACGAUAUUGCGAGGAGAAUGCAAAUGUGAAAAAUUCCAGUUCUGGCACCCGUAUCGUACCCCUCUUGCACCGAUUCUAUUUUGUACGACACCAUGUCUAAAAAAGAAAGCUACUCAUAGCGUGUGUUAUAUCGUACCUUUUUAGUGUUCACCGACGUAUCUCCUGUACCUGCCUUUAACAUAUCUCAGACAACAUAGGUGCAGAACAAAGCGGUAUUAGAUUCUUACGUAAGCCAGUAACGUUGUAUGUAUAUCUGUAAGCCAAAGGAUCGCGAAUGCGUAAUACGGUGCCGCGCCGGUGCACCACGUUUGAUAACGAAACAAUAAAGCCAAAUGUGCAAAAACUAA
Messenger RNA from Osmia bicornis bicornis, 2456 nucleotides. Its product is annotated as protein FAM151B. The record is from RefSeq and is a predicted model, not a curated record. The transcript has 5 exons. Bases 274 to 1233 code for a protein of 319 amino acids. Lineage: Eukaryota; Metazoa; Arthropoda; Insecta; Hymenoptera; Megachilidae.